AUGGCGGCUUCGAACUCGACCCCGACGCCCGUUCCUUUCCCGCAGCCAAAGGGCAUUCGCGACCCGGGUUCGAGCGAUACUCCGCCGGACUCGCCUGGUAAUACACGUCGCCAGCGAACGUCCACCAAUGCCUCCGCUAUAUCAAAUCGAGUUCGCACUGCGAGCUUGAAGCUGAUGGAAGCCAACCCUCCUCCUGGAAUGUGGGCUGCGACCGGUGCAACUGCAUCCAAGGCCCCGUCGCUAGCAGACAUUCGAAGAGGCUCCUAUGGUUCAGAAGGUUGGAGCGAAGACACGCAGCGCAAACGAGCAGGCUCUCGUACAAGCCAAGAGAAGAGAGCUGAGCCAUCAAGGCACGCCAGCGGCACUAUAUCGCCGCUCGAGGGCGGUGUCGAGGCGUUCCCGGCAGUGACAGAGGAAGACAUGCGCGAACGCCCGUCAGGCGAAGCCAUGCGCGAAACGCAAAGAUACGAAUCAAAGCACAACAACGCCGCUACAGAUGUUGAGCUUAGGCAGAGCAACUCCAUAACGGACAAGAAGGAAGAAAGCGCAGUUCGAGAGCCUUUGACAGGCUCUGGAGAGUAUGCCAACGGCUACGUCCCUCCGCCAAAGCUGCCCUGGAAGCGUUCUUUCGCCAUAGGCAUGAGAUCGUUCUGGAAGUGGUUCUUGACGCCAGCAGGCUUCCUCAUCACAAUCUACGCCUUGAACGUCGUCGCAUGGGGCGGUAUGCUCUUCCUGCUUCUUUGCAACGCGGCACCAGCUAUGUGCACGCCUACUUGCGACGACAUCAACUCUCCCCGAAGGAAGUGGGUCGAAUACGAUUCCCAGAUCUUGAACUCUCUCUUUUGCGUUACUGGCUUUGGUCUGGCUCCUUGGCGAUUUCGCGAUCUCUACUGGUGGGGAUGGUGGAGGAUGGGCGGGUCUUCACGCAAGGAGAUCGGUAUUCGCCGUCUUGCUGGCAUUCAUCAAGGCUGGUUCCGCCUUCCCGGCUCCCAGCAACUACCCGAGCUUGCAGACGCAAAGUCAGUUGAUCCCGAAGAUCCAGCUGUACCGAUUCCGGCGAAAUCGAUACCAGACCCGCCGCCAACAGGCAUGCGCGCGCCUCCUACCAAGAGCUGGAAGAUGGAUUUUGUCCUAUGGAUGAAUGCGUCAAACACUUUCUUCCAAGUUAUUCUCUGCUUUUACAUGUGGCACUACAACAGAAUUGAGCGCCCGAGUUGGGCAACGGGUCUUUUCGUCGCCCUAGGCUGUAUAGUCGCUGGUGUCGGUGGCAUAAUGAUGUGGCACGAAGGCAAAAACAUCAAGAAGGUGGAGGGAGUGCCGAUGCGCAAGGAUUACAACGACACCCCAACGAACGACGUCGAGCGACGCUCGGUGCAGAACAUUCCAUUGGUGUCGAAUCCGGGUGGAGCGGCAAAGUCAUGA
Messenger RNA from Parastagonospora nodorum SN15, 1422 nucleotides. RefSeq lists its product as hypothetical. The record is from RefSeq and is a predicted model, not a curated record. The transcript has 2 exons. NCBI's taxonomy places the organism in Eukaryota, Fungi, Ascomycota, Dothideomycetes, Pleosporales, Phaeosphaeriaceae. Bases 1 to 1422 code for a protein of 473 amino acids.